AUGUUUGAUCACGUUAUAAGAUCCCUUCCGAUCAACAGCACAACACGUGUCUCAUUUCAAUAUCUCAACGACUUCAAUAAGUCUAGCAAAAGGGUUGUCAAUCUGUUGCCAGAUUACGCUCAGAUGGCUGACUACGCGCGGAACGUCAUCGGACAACUAGAUUCCAGAGCGCGAGACUGUAGGAAUAAAAUUUCGUGGAAUAUAAUUUACGAGCACGACGCUCGCUCAAGCAGCCUUGCUCGAAUGCGAUUCGAUAUGCUAAAGAAACUUGAGCACUCUCUUCGCACAAGCUCUUCGUUGUAUAAACUCUUCAACAACAGAUAUUAUGAAAUCUCAUCUGAUCGAAUGGAAGACAUACAGAGAGUUGUUAGAAGACUUCAAUAUGGAACAGAUGAUUUUCAACCAGUGAUUGUUCUUAUAAUGAGCCCAAAACUUGCACUCAAAUCAUUCACGAAUGAAAUUCUAUUCAAAUCUGGCGAAUUCUUUAGAAUCAAUCUGGCGGAACAACUAAGUACUCCGACAAGUAACAGAAUUUCGCCAAAAGCUCCAAACCAAACUGAUUUCGGGCUUUUCCCACGUGUGCUGGCGGAUGGUAUCUUGGCGUAUUACACUUUGGAAGACGAGUUCCACUAUCAAUCACCUGAUUUCUCCGUUCAAAAAGAGUUCGACUUCCUUGAAUUGAAUCCGGACAUGGAAAGGAAAAAAUCGACAUCUAGGAUAAAAGAGUGCCCGUAUCUCAAAAGCACUGUAGUUUUUAUGGACGACAUUGAAGAAAACACGACUUGCGAGACGACAAAGAGCUCCUUUUUAGCGGGAACAGUAGCGGACGACAUGAAGAAUAUUUUGUCAGCAAUAGUCCCCUCGAUCGUCGUGACUGCGCUGAUCAGCGUGUGUUAUUGCUGCUACAGCAAAAAACGUUUUGGAGUUUCGAUAAGGAGGCCAGCGCCGCCCGCCGCCGAGCCGCGUCCAGUGGAGCUCAAUCAGUCUAAGGGCUCUAGCGUUUAUCGUUCUAAGUGGACGCAUUCUCCAACAAAUCCGAACACGAAUCAAAGUUCAUCCACGAAAACAUGCUCGAGUCGAACAUCCGGAGAAUACAAUGCCGCUAGAGCCGUCAACGCACCGCCGCUUGGUUCACACGAUCAGCAGAACCGACACGAGCAGGAUAACAGAAUGGUUGGCUUUAUGACUCGAUCCCGUCUUCGUCGAAACGACCUGUCAUUCCAUACCUGUGAUACAGAAGUCGUCACAAUUAGCGAGGCUGAUUCAAACUCCCGCUCCAAUGGGUCCUCGAGCGGAUACUUUCCCGGCCAAACUAGAACGUAUAAUAACACAUUUACAUAA
Oikopleura dioica is the source of this 1341-nucleotide messenger RNA. Lineage: Eukaryota; Metazoa; Chordata; Appendicularia; Copelata; Oikopleuridae. The record is from the annotation of a GenBank genome assembly.